Scheffersomyces amazonensis is the source of this 1683-nucleotide messenger RNA. RefSeq lists its product as uncharacterized. The record is from RefSeq and is a predicted model, not a curated record. Gene Ontology annotation, cellular component: plasma membrane; basolateral plasma membrane; fungal-type vacuole. NCBI's taxonomy places the organism in Eukaryota, Fungi, Ascomycota, Pichiomycetes, Serinales, Debaryomycetaceae. The coding region runs from base 1 to 1683 and encodes 560 amino acids. Gene Ontology annotation, biological process: borate transport; monoatomic ion homeostasis; transmembrane transport. Gene Ontology annotation, molecular function: borate efflux transmembrane transporter activity; solute:inorganic anion antiporter activity. The transcript has a single exon.
AUGACCAAGCUUAGUUUUAAGACCUUCAACUAUUGGGGGUAUGGGAUAUAUAAUGAUUUGAAAAGUAGGAUACCUCACUAUAAAUCUGAUUUUGUAGAUGCUUUCAAUUAUAGAGUGAUUCCAUCGACUACAUUUAUAUUUUUCACUAAUUUAUUACCAGCAUUAGCAUUUUCUCAAGAUAUGUUUGAUAAAACAAAGAAUUCUUAUGGAGUUAAUGAAGUUUUAAUGAGUUCUGCCUUAGCUGGAGUAGUAUUUGGAUUAUUUUCUGGUCAACCAUUAUGUAUAGUGGGAGUAACAGGUCCUAUUUCAAUUUUUAGUUAUACUGUCUUUGAAUUAAUUGAACCAAGAGGCACACCUUAUUUCCCAUUCAUGUGUUGGAUUUAUUUAUGGUCUAUGGUAUUUCAUUUUGUUAUUGCCUUAGGUAAUUAUAUAUCCUUUCUUAAGAUCAUUAGUUUAUUCUCAUGUGAUGCAUUUGGUUUCUUUAUUUGUUUAGUAUAUAUACAAAAGGGUAUUCAAAUCCUUGCUAGACAAUUUGAUGAUGGUAAUUUAGCAAGUGGUUACUGUUCAGUAAUGAUCUCAUUAUUAAUGAUAAUUUGUGGAGUUGGAAGUUUCCUCUUUGGGAAAUAUUUACAUUAUUUUAAUCAUUGGAUUAGGAAAAUCUUUGUAGAUUAUGGUGUUUGUAUUUCUGUUAUAUUCUUUACAGGUUUUAUCCAUUUUGGAGGUCAUUUAUCAGAAACAGACUUAGCUAGAUUACCUACUGCUUCUUCAUUUCAACCAACUUUUAAUGGAUUAGGUAGAGAACAUGGAUGGUUCAUUCAUUUUUGGCCAGGAGAGAACAUUGCAGUUAGUGAUGUAUUCUUAGCUAUACCAUUUGCUAUUUUAUUAACAUUUUUAUUUUACUUUGAUCAUAAUGUUUCAUCGCUUAUGUGUCAACUGAAAGAAUAUCCCCUUAAGAAACCUUCAUCAUUCCAUUGGGAUUUCUUCUUAUUGGGUAUAACUACAGGUAUUGCUGGGAUAUUAGGAUUACCAGCACCCAAUGGAUUAAUUCCUCAAGCUCCUCUUCAUACUGAUUCAUUGGUAGUUCAUAAUAAACAAGGUAAAGUUCUAUCAGUGGUUGAACAAAGAGUUACCAAUACAGUUCAAGGUUUAUUAACAUUUAUAGUAAUGACUAAACCUUUCUUAGUUGUAUUAGGUUUAAUACCUCAAGCUGUAUUAUCAGGUUUAUUCUUUAUUAUGGCUAUAACAGGUUUACAUGGUAAUAUAGUUACUAAUCGACUCCGAUUUCUUUUUCUUGAUGCUGAAUAUAUCGAAUAUGAUGAUACAUGUCCAGAAAUGUUUAAACAGAUGCAAAGGUAUGAAAAUAAAAAAUGGUUCUAUAUAUAUUUAUUAUUAGAAGUAAUUGCGGGUGUAUCAGAAUUUGCAAUUACAUUAACUAAAGGGGCAGUUGGAUUUCCUGGUGUAUUAAUGCUUUUUGCAAUUUGUGCUAAAUGGAUUUGGCCCCUAAUAAUUCCUAAAGAAGAAUUAGCUAAAUUGGACGGAGAUGUUGCCGAUCAGAUAAUUCUUGAAAACUUAAAUAUUAUAGAGUAUAUUAAAGUUAAAGAAAAUAAUUCUCAGUCGUAUAAAGAUGAAUUAGAGGAGAAUAUUUCAAACUUUGAAAUUGUACAUAGACACAGCACAAAGUAA